AUGAGCAUGUUGAGAGUUACAACUUGUUUUUCUUAUUCGCCAGUCAAAGCUAUACUUCACACAAGGAGUUCACUUCCGUGUAUUAAGCCUAUCUCUGCAAUUGUGCUUGCAAACGGUUGGAAGGUUGUCAACAACAAUAAAAGAUAUCACUAUACUACGCAAGUCGACAACCUGAAUAACAAAAAUGCUGAUGAAGAACCGGUGACGAUUUAUACAGGGCCCUUGGCAAAUGUCGCUAAGAAGUUGAAGCUCUUCUCCAUUACGUCGCUAGGGUUGGGAGUGGGGGCUUCACCUUUUAUUUUCGCUGUGGAUGUUCCUGUACCUUUUGUUGCUAAAGCAGCUCUCGUCGGAGCAGCUAUUGCUACAAGUGCUGCAUCUACAGGGCUGAUACAAUGGGUUAUGUCGCCAUAUGUUACUAAAAUUACAGUUUCCUCGAAUGAAUUAUCUGCAACCGAAGAUACACUACCGAAAAAAUUGAAUGUGCAUACACUAUCUUUCACUGCAAAAGAGAUAAUAACAACAGUACCUGUUGCUGCUAUCCAACCUGCCACUCGUAUUUUUACCAGCUGGAUGAUCAACGAUCCUUCAGCAGCCACAGCUCGAAUUGGUGACAAGAUAGUUAAGCCAAGAACUUUAUUAUAUGUCCAUCCAGAAGUAUGUGAAGAUGAAGAGGCUGGAGUAAUCAAGAAUGUAGUAAACAAAACCGGGAUUGGCAAAGGGUUUUAG
This is a messenger RNA of Mycotypha africana, 726 nucleotides long. RefSeq lists its product as uncharacterized. The coding region runs from base 1 to 726 and encodes 241 amino acids. The transcript has 2 exons. Gene Ontology annotation, biological process: mitochondrial proton-transporting ATP synthase complex assembly. NCBI's taxonomy places the organism in Eukaryota, Fungi, Mucoromycota, Mucoromycetes, Mucorales, Mycotyphaceae. Gene Ontology annotation, cellular component: mitochondrial membrane. The record is from RefSeq and is a predicted model, not a curated record.